Molecule: messenger RNA, 1128 nt
Organism: Leguminivora glycinivorella
Lineage: Eukaryota; Metazoa; Arthropoda; Insecta; Lepidoptera; Tortricidae
Exons: 7
Coding region: 85-1014 (309 amino acids)
Source: RefSeq, a predicted model, not a curated record
CGGCGGACGCGUGCGAUCGCGAGUGAGUGACCGACAUACGGUGAGUGACUGAUUGAGUGAGAAUCGUGAGUGACUCGCGUGUUGAUGGUGAUCAUGAGGCGGAUUGGCAUCCUGUUUAGACUUUUGUUCCUGUUAGAUGGAGGAGUAUGGUCACUCCGCAACCUCUCCAUCUCAGUGCCGCGCGCGGUCCUCUCCGGUGAAGGUCAAGCGGCCGUCCUACGAUGCUCAUACGACUUGGAAGGCGCCGCGUUGUAUAGCAUUCGCUGGUACCGAGCGGAGACAGAGUUCUACCGAUAUGUGCCGCGUGAGCUGCCGCCUACUAUGGUGUUCCCUUUACCCGGAGCAUCUGUAGAUCUAACGCAGUCAGACGAGCAUCAAGUCCGCAUCGUCAACCUGAACAGGCGACUAAGCGGGGACUACCAGUGUGAAGUCUCUGCUGACGCUCCCCUGUUUCAUACAGACAUCCGUUCAGCACCACUAACUGUCGUGGACCCGCCGUUUCGGGCGCCACGGAUCACGGUGUCCCGUGGCAACUACGCGCGUGGUGACGUCAUAAAAGCAAGUUGCACGGUCGAUGAGGCGUACCCUGCGCCAAACAUCACUUGGAUACUCGACGAACAUAAGAUAGCUGAAACGGUCGCAGACCCUGUAUCGGAGCUGGACUUCACUGAACGCGGAGCGUCGAGCCAGCUGGAGAUCACAGUUCUGGAGACGGAGCAGUACCGAGUGGGGCUGACUUAUACCAGCAACAGCCUGGCUAGGGCUUACCACCAUGAGGAGCCGAGCAAGAACCAUAGUGUAGUCAGGUACACUUUGGUGCCGCCGCCUAGCGGCCAGUUCGAGCUGGGCUGCGUGUCCACUAUUCUGGACAUCUACGCGCGUCAAUCUGAGAGAGUGACGGUACGCGAGGACGCCCCUCGCCCCGCUUCCGUCACUGGCGAGGACUCCGCAGGUGCCGCCCCCACCCUCAGCGUCACCCUCGCCCUGUGCGCAUGCGCAUACCACGUGUUAUGAUCGCGCACGCCACCCCGACACUGAAUGUUGUGAUAGACACAUAAUACUUAAGGUAAUAUAUACGUCAAUGUUGCAGAUUAUAUGUGAAUAUGUAAAUAAAUUCAUUAGUUACUA